CCACGCCGCAGCACCAUGCACAACGCAGAGAAAUAAAAGCAGCAUGGCAAGGUGGCUGCGCCGUGUGCGUGAUGAUGUUGAGAGUGACGACACCACAGUCUCAUAGCACAGAUCACCGAGGCAGAUAGAGAUCGAAUUGAAGCCACGACUGGUUGAGGCAUCAAGGACCAGCCAUAACGCCAGUGCUCGCCGAGACUGUGCUUUCUAAACCGGGCGAAGAGAUGCUUCAGUUCGGCGGCAGGGUGUGCGGUUUCUCCGCUCUCGUCUCCUUGGUUUUGUUGGGGUCUGCGGCUGCAUUUUCCGAUUUGUUUGACAACCAACUAGGAGACAUCAAUUACUGCAAAAAGCAAUGCCAGAUAACCAUCAAAAACAAAAGCCCCACAAAAGAUUCCAUCAUGAAUGCCUGUCAUCGUGGGUGCCGCCUCUACUCGAUAUGCCAGUUUGUGAAUGGAAACGCCGGCUUCAACACCAGCAAAGAGGAGUGCCAGGGAGCUUGUCAGGAGGCCUAUAGCCGGCUGCUUGAACAGGAGGCGUGCUGCACAGGGUGUGUGAGCCAGCCCGCUGAACCUGAGAUCAAGAGGAGGAAGCUGAAGGCCAUGGCUCAUCGACCUAAGCCUGUAUCAGUGAUGGAUGCUGUAUCCAGCUGGUGCAAUGACAUUAUCAGCUCCGCCCAGAGCUUCAUCUCCUCCACCUGGACUUUCUACCUGCAGGCUGAUGAUGGAAAGGUGGUGGUGUUCCAGAGCCAGCCUGAGAUCGAGUACUCCCUGCCCGAGCUCCAAGCGCCCCGCUCCAACGUGGCAGACAAGCCCUGGCCCUCCAUCAACACCCACACCCAGCGGCCACACGCAGGUGCGAGGUCUCACGGGGAGAAGGGUGCGGCAAAGGCUGCGGCCAAGGGGAAGCACGCCGCCCCGCAUGCCGAGGACCCUGCAGCGGAGCACGACUUCCUGGGCUGCAUGUCCAGGCGCUCUGGACUGCCCCGCUGGAUCCUGGCCGCGUGUCUCUUCCUGUCGGUGAUGGUCAUGCUGUGGCUGAGCUGCGCCAGUCUCGUCACUGCGCCCGAGCAUCACAUCAAGAACCAGCUCAGCAUCAAUGGAGACAAGGAGUUUCUGGAUGAUGUGCAGAAAGUCAAUCCCUAUCAUCUUACACCUGUGAUCGCCGUGGCCAUCGGCCAACCAGACGAGAGCCAGGAGGCGGGGCCGCUGCCAGUCAAGGUUGACCUGAAUAAGACAUCCAUUUAGAAAAGCCUGAUGUGAUUGGUCCUGUGGUGUCUAUGGUAACUAUUUCUAUUGCUCUCAGUGAGGGGAACAAGGGGGAAUCAGUCCAGAUUUUAUAAAAACCAAACAUGCAUGGCACCACUUAUUCACAACAGUUAUGUCUGUAUGCUAGUUUCUCUGUAACAUCUACAACACAAGAACAGUGUGGGCCCUACGUGCUUGUCCACAUAUGCAAAUGUUUCCUUACGUAACGCAGACUUCUUUUUAGUAAUCUGAGUUUAAACAGACAGUGGGUGGUAAAAUGUUCCUUAGAAUAAGAUGACUCGUUUGUGAACGAGAACCACAGAGUCACACAGGGACCUAAAUUUCUACUGUCAUCAAAAGAGUCAUUACACAUUACACUAGACGUUACAAAGCUCCUUCAGCUGUGUCAGUUUCUAUCACAGGAGUGUGUCCCUUGCUCUUAUGUAUUGAUCAGAUGUUCUAUGGGUAACAUCACUGGUGCUUAUAGGCUAAGAACUGCUUUCAUUGAACUUCUUUAUGAUCGUCAAAAUCUACUACUAAACAGAAGUAAACGAGUAUCUGUCUCCACUCCUCAAUACACCGUGCCCCCCUCGCCCCCGCCCAAUACAGGGGUAACUUAACUUAAGGCUUCUGCUCAAAGAUGCAAAGGAUUUCUGUGUGGUCUUCCUAAACACAGAGAUGCAACACGAAUGUAAAUAUUUCAAGUCCUUGCUAGCUCUUUGACACUUUCAUUUAGAAUGCUACUUGAGAUCAUUUUGAAAGCUAGUCAUUUGUUUGUAAUGCCCAAGUAUAACUACGUAGAUAAGGCAAUAAUACAUAUUCAGUAGUGUUUAAAGCAGGACGUUUAUUUUCUUGGCAGACCACUAGCUCUGAUGAUUGUGACGCGAUGCCAGAUAUGAGAUGGCACCAUGAACCUUUCCACUGGGUUUUAGUGAGGGAUGCUGUUUCGCUGUUGCUUGUAUUUCAAGAGAUGGAAAUACUGCAGUUUGUUAUCACGCAGUCUAAAUACAGAGUAACGAAAAUGUGUGAGACCCAUUUCAAAUAACACUGUAUGUACGUAUGGAUUUAUUUAUAUGCAUAUUUAUUCAGAAACUAUAAUCCUCUUUUCCUGGUUUUGUAGUUCCAUUUCAUCGCAAUUGUAGAUCGCUAAUGCAUCAGUUUGGCUUUAGUGUACUCGAUAUGUGUACCACAGGUGAAUAACAGUAUGUUUGCUGUGCAAGAUAUACUGUCCGAAUCCAAGUAUCUUAAGGACAGCUACAGUACAGCUCUCAUGUGAUAAAGACCUCAAAAUGAAAGGUGUAACUUUAAAAGUGUGUUAAGUGGAUAACAAAUGGAUAUUGUUGUUUUAUCCAUGUUUUUUGGAGAGCUGACCACUCUUCAGACUUGUAUUCCUAACAAAGUACUUAUAUGUAGAAAAUCGCUUUUAAGAUAGAUCUUUUUGUAACCCCGGCUAUGAAACCGAUUCCUGAAGAAUAACCUUCUUUUCCAUUGUUACUCCUGGCACUGUUCGGUCACGCUGUUUUAGCCACGUUGCAUGUUAGUAUGCUACGAGAUUUUAAAUCUGCAGCUCGUGUCCCAGUGGCAGAAAGACUACUGUGCGCUUGUGCUUUUAUUUUGUGUUUUUGACGCCAUGCAAAUGUGAAGUAUAGGUCAUGUGAUAAGCAGCAGCCAUCAGGAGAGGUGAGGAUAGGUUAUAUUUGUCCUGAAGCCAUUCAGUGCUGAUGUGAACCACAAUAUACAGUCAGACUGCAGGAGACUCCCUGCAAAGUGUUUAAGACCCAUCCCUUUUUUUCGUUUCUCCAUUGAAAUGGUUUUCUGAUGAAAUGGUCCGCAAUACACAACAAAUAAAAGUGUUUUCAUGUUGUACUUAAA
Molecule: messenger RNA, 3113 nt
Organism: Sardina pilchardus (European sardine)
Lineage: Eukaryota; Metazoa; Chordata; Actinopteri; Clupeiformes; Clupeidae
Gene: tmem59l
Product: transmembrane protein 59-like
Exons: 8
Coding region: 222-1241 (339 amino acids)
Source: RefSeq, a predicted model, not a curated record